Molecule: messenger RNA, 285 nt
Organism: Staurois parvus
Lineage: Eukaryota; Metazoa; Chordata; Amphibia; Anura; Ranidae
Source: the annotation of a GenBank genome assembly
AUGUUCCCCCAGGAAUUCAUCAUCAGCUUGAACACUUUGCAAAAAAUUGGAAAAAUCACCAUCGAAAGCUCACAAAUUAGAAGUUUAUGUAUUGAAACAAGCACUUCCAAAGACCCAACUAAUUUUGAGCACUGUGUGGAAAGAGAGUUUGAGCAUGUUGAAGGACAAUUCCAAACUGAAGAAAUUACUAGGAUGAGAGUGUGGAAGAGGGAGGAUCCGUGUGGUCUCUGGAACUGUAUACCUGGCUGGUCUUUUUGGAUUAUAUCAUACACAGGCGCAUUUUAA